GGAAGGGACGAACUGGGCCAUAAAUUACAGCGCGAUUUGUAGGCGGAAGAGACCAAGGAAGCAGAGCAGACGGACGGAGGGACGAACCAAUCCAACCAAUCUCGAGAGCAGGCAGCAGCCCGUGGUGCGUGUUCAUCCUUGCUAUCCUCUGUCUCGCCCUGCGAUAAGCCAUGGGUCAGGCACUUGGUUUGAUACAGAUUGAUCAAUCAACAGUAGCCAUCAAGGAGACUUUUGGAAAGUUCGAUGCGAUUCUGGAGCCGGGAUGCCACUGCUUGCCAUGGUGUAUAGGGCAGCAGAUUGCUGGAUAUCUUUCGCUGCGUGUGCAACAGCUUGAUGUCAAAUGUGAAACAAAGACUAAGGAUAAUGUCUUUGUCAACGUUGUGGCAUCUGUGCAGUACCGUGCUCUUGCUGAUAAGGCAUCUGAUGCCUUUUACAAGCUUAGCAACACCAGAGAGCAAAUUCAGUCAUAUGUCUUCGAUGUGAUCAGGGCUAGUGUUCCUAAGAUGAUCUUGGAUGAUGUAUUUGAGCAGAAGAACGAAAUAGCGAAGGCUGUGGAAAAUGAGCUUGAAAAGGCAAUGUCUGCCUAUGGGUAUGAGAUUGUGCAAACUCUGAUUGUUGAUAUUGAGCCAGAUGUAAAUGUGAAGAGAGCCAUGAAUGAGAUCAAUGCCGCUGCUAGGAUGAGGUUGGCAGCCACUGAGAAAGCUGAAGCGGAGAAGAUACUCCAGAUCAAGAGAGCUGAAGGUGAUGCAGAAUCCAAGUAUUUAGCUGGUCUGGGAAUCGCAAGGCAGCGCCAGGCCAUAGUCGAUGGGCUGAGAGACAGUGUUCUUGCUUUCUCUGAGAAUGUGCCUGGGACCUCUUCCAAGGAUGUGAUGGACAUGGUUCUGGUAACCCAGUAUUUUGAUACCAUGAAAGACAUUGGUGCCUCCUCCAAGUCAUCAGCGGUGUUCAUCCCUCAUGGGCCAGGUGCUGUCAGAGACAUUGCUGCACAGAUCAGAGAUGGUCAGCUCCAGGGCAGCAUGAUUUAGGAGUGUUGGAAAAUGGAUAUUUUCAACUUUCAAAGCAGAAGACCACAGCAGUCUCCAUAGCUACAUAUUUUGUGAGAAACUUAGAUAAAUAUUUAUAUUUUGUGAGUACCGACUGCAUGCACUGUUAAGAGCAGUUUAUUAUGUGUGAGGUUGUGCCUAGGUGAAUGUUAAUAUAUUUGGAUUGUGCCACUCGUUUCUAUAAAAAUCUCGACUGUGUAAUCA
Lolium perenne is the source of this 1247-nucleotide messenger RNA. RefSeq names its product hypersensitive-induced response protein 1. Lineage: Eukaryota; Viridiplantae; Streptophyta; Magnoliopsida; Poales; Poaceae. Gene Ontology annotation, cellular component: mitochondrion. The record is from RefSeq and is a predicted model, not a curated record.